GCUCGCGAGUCCGCCAGGCCCCUCCGCUUCCGGUUCCGCCACCGCCCCCGCAGCGGUGUUUUAAGGAACUGGAACCAUGACGGACUCCAAAUACUUCACGACCAAUAAAAAAGGAGAGAUAUUUGAACUGAAGGCUGAACUCAACAAUGAAAAGAAAGAGAAGAGGAAAGAAGCUGUAAAGAAGGUUAUUGCAGCCAUGACUGUGGGGAAGGAUGUCAGCUCUCUGUUCCCUGAUGUUGUCAACUGCAUGCAGACUGACAACCUGGAGCUGAAGAAACUGGUCUACCUGUACCUGAUGAACUAUGCCAAAAGCCAGCCAGACAUGGCCAUCAUGGCUGUCAACAGCUUUGUAAAGGACUGUGAGGACCCAAACCCUCUGAUCCGUGCCCUGGCCGUGCGCACCAUGGGCUGCAUCCGCGUGGAUAAAAUCACAGAGUACCUGUGCGAGCCCCUGCGCAAGUGUCUCAAGGAUGAGGACCCCUAUGUGAGGAAAACUGCAGCAGUCUGCGUGGCCAAGCUGCACGACAUCAAUGCCCAGAUGGUGGAGGACCAAGGAUUCCUGGAUUCCCUGCGUGACCUGAUUGCAGACUCCAAUCCCAUGGUGGUAGCGAACGCCGUGGCCGCCCUGUCAGAGAUCAGUGAGUCCCACCCCAACAGCAACCUGCUGGAUCUGAACCCUCAGAACAUCAACAAACUGCUGACAGCUCUAAACGAGUGCACAGAGUGGGGGCAGAUCUUCAUCCUGGACUGUCUGUCCAACUACAACCCCAAGGAUGACCGGGAAGCUCAGAGCAUCUGUGAGCGAGUGACCCCCCGGCUGUCUCAUGCCAACUCAGCAGUGGUGCUGUCAGCAGUGAAGGUCCUGAUGAAAUUCCUGGAGCUCCUUCCCAAGGAUUCUGACUAUUACAACAUGCUGCUGAAGAAACUUGCCCCUCCUCUGGUGACCCUGCUGUCUGGAGAACCUGAAGUUCAAUAUGUUGCCCUGAGGAAUAUCAACUUGAUUGUGCAGAAGAGGCCUGAAAUCCUGAAGCAGGAGAUCAAAGUGUUCUUUGUGAAGUACAACGACCCCAUCUAUGUCAAACUGGAGAAACUGGACAUCAUGAUCCGCCUGGCCUCCCAAGCAAACAUUGCCCAGGUCCUGGCAGAGCUCAAGGAAUACGCCACCGAGGUGGACGUCGACUUCGUGCGCAAGGCCGUGCGUGCCAUCGGCCGCUGUGCCAUCAAGGUGGAGCAAUCUGCAGAGCGCUGUGUGAGCACCCUGCUGGACCUCAUUCAGACCAAGGUCAACUAUGUGGUGCAGGAGGCCAUCGUGGUCAUCAGGGACAUCUUCCGCAAGUACCCCAACAAGUAUGAGAGCAUCAUUGCUACUCUGUGUGAGAACCUGGAUUCCCUGGAUGAGCCAGAUGCCAGAGCUGCCAUGAUCUGGAUAGUGGGUGAAUAUGCUGAAAGAAUUGACAAUGCAGAUGAGCUGCUGGAGAGUUUCCUGGAGGGUUUCCAUGAUGAAAGUACUCAGGUGCAGCUCACCCUCCUGACUGCAAUAGUGAAGCUGUUCUUGAAAAAGCCUUCUGAGACACAGGAGCUGGUCCAGCAGGUCCUCAGCCUGGCCACACAGGAUUCUGACAACCCAGACCUGCGGGACCGUGGCUACAUCUACUGGCGCCUUCUUUCCACGGAUCCAGUGACUGCCAAGGAAGUGGUGCUCUCAGAAAAGCCACUGAUUUCUGAGGAGACUGAUCUGAUUGAGCCAACCCUGCUGGAUGAGCUGAUCUGCCACAUUGGGUCUCUGGCUUCUGUGUACCACAAACCACCCAACGCUUUCGUGGAGGGGAGCCACGGCAUCCACCGCAAGCACCUGCCAAUCCACCACGGGAGCACUGAUGCUGGUGACAGCCCCGUGGGUACCAUGACCACCACAAACCUGGAGCAGCCACAGGUCAUCCCAUCCCAGGGUGACCUCCUGGGGGACCUCCUCAACCUGGACCUGGGGCCCCCUGUGAAUGUGCCCCAAGUGUCCUCCUUGCAGAUGGGUGCUGUGGACCUCCUGGGAGGAGGGCUGGACAGCUUGCUUGGCAGUGACCUUGGCGGGGGCAUUGGAGGAAGCCCGGCAGUGGGACAGACCUACAUUCCUUCCUCUGUGCCAGCCACCUUUGCCCCUUCUCCCACCCCAGCAGUGGUCAGCAGUGGACUCAAUGAUCUCUUUGAGCUCUCGUCUGGCAUAGGGAUGGCUCCUGGAGGAUAUGUGGCUCCCAAGUCUGUUUGGCUGCCUGCAGUGAAGGCUAAAGGAUUGGAGAUCUCAGGCACAUUCAGCCACAGGCAGGGACACAUCUACAUGGAGAUGAACUUUACCAAUAAGGCUUUGCAGCACAUGACUGACUUUGCCAUUCAGUUCAAUAAAAACAGCUUUGGGGUAAUCCCAAGCACCCCCCUGGCCAUUCACACACCUCUGAUGCCAAACCAAAGUAUUGAUGUCUCCCUGCCCCUCAACACUCUGGGACCAGUCAUGAAAAUGGAGCCUCUGAACAACCUUCAGGUGGCUGUGAAAAACAACAUUGACGUGUUUUACUUCAGCUGCCUAAUCCCUCUCAACGUGCUUUUUGUAGAGGAUGGCAAAAUGGAACGCCAGGUCUUCCUUGCAACAUGGAAGGAUAUCCCAAAUGAAAAUGAGCUUCAGUUCCAGAUUAAAGACUGUCACCUGAAUGCUGACACUGUCUCCAGCAAACUGCAGAACAACAAUGUCUACACCAUAGCCAAGAGGAACGUGGAGGGACAGGACAUGCUCUACCAGUCCCUAAAACUCACCAAUGGCAUCUGGAUCCUGGCAGAGCUGCGCAUCCAGCCCGGGAACCCCAACUACACGCUCUCCCUGAAAUGCCGAGCUCCAGAAGUGUCCCAGUACAUCUACCAGGCCUACGAUGCCAUCUUGAAAAACUAACAGGAGAUGGAGCCUGUGCCUCACCCUGCAGAAGGAGGGGGGGGAAAAAGGGGUCCCCAUAGC
Molecule: messenger RNA, 2995 nt
Organism: Cinclus cinclus
Lineage: Eukaryota; Metazoa; Chordata; Aves; Passeriformes; Cinclidae
Gene: AP2B1
Product: adaptor related protein complex 2 subunit beta 1
Exons: 22
Coding region: 77-2932 (951 amino acids)
Biological process (GO): intracellular protein transport; vesicle-mediated transport
Cellular component (GO): clathrin adaptor complex; membrane coat
Molecular function (GO): clathrin binding
Source: RefSeq, a predicted model, not a curated record